Molecule: messenger RNA, 381 nt
Organism: Lineus longissimus
Lineage: Eukaryota; Metazoa; Nemertea; Pilidiophora; Heteronemertea; Lineidae
Exons: 1
Coding region: 1-381 (126 amino acids)
Source: RefSeq, a predicted model, not a curated record
AUGCAGACGACCCUUCGUCACGAGUUCCCGCCAUCGCCAAUCAUUGGAAUCACGUCGCUGCUUGAAGAUGAAGCACUCCAUCAACCAAUGCCAGGUCCAGUCCCGAAAGAGAUGCCAGUCCCAGCCACGCCAGGUCAAGCCGCCAAACGAUGUCAGCCAAGGCCGCCGCCACAGAGAUGCCAGACCAAACCCGCACCACCGAGAUGCCACCCCAGGCCGCCGCCCGCACCGAGAUGCCAGACCAAACCCGCGCCACUGAAAUGCCAGCCUAAUGAGAUGCCAGAUCAGUCCACCGAGAUGACAGACCAAGCCGCCGUCGAUGAGUUGCCCGACCUAGCUGCCCAUGACAUGCCAGACCUAGCUGCCUUUGACUCUGUAUGA